Messenger RNA from Debaryomyces hansenii CBS767, 504 nucleotides. Its product is annotated as signal peptidase complex catalytic subunit. The record is from RefSeq and is a predicted model, not a curated record. Gene Ontology annotation, cellular component: signal peptidase complex; membrane. NCBI's taxonomy places the organism in Eukaryota, Fungi, Ascomycota, Pichiomycetes, Serinales, Debaryomycetaceae. The transcript has a single exon. Bases 1 to 504 code for a protein of 167 amino acids. Gene Ontology annotation, molecular function: serine-type endopeptidase activity.
AUGAAUAUUCGUCAUCAAUUGGUCCAGUUUUUGAACUUGGCACUUGUUCUUUCUUCAGCUUUUAUGGCAUGGAAAACUUUGUCAGUUAUAACUAAUUCUCACUCCCCAAUUGUUGUGGUUUUAUCAGGAUCUAUGGAACCAGCCUUUCAAAGAGGAGAUAUCUUAUUCUUAUGGAACAGAGAUAAUCAUGCUAAGGUCGGAGAUGUAGUUGUAUAUGAGAUUAAAGGAAAAUCAAUCCCAAUUGUUCAUAGAGUAUUAAGAGAACAUCACAAUGCGGAACUGAAGCAGUUUUUAUUGACUAAAGGUGAUAAUAACGCAGUUGAUGAUUUAGGCUUAUAUGCCAAAAAGCAAGCAUAUUUAAACCAAAAGACAGAUCUAGUUGGAACAGUUAAGGGCUAUUUACCGAUGGUUGGUUAUAUCACGAUUUUGAUAACUGAAAAUAUAUAUUUCAGAUACACGUUAUUAGGUCUAAUGGGAAUUUCGAGCCUUUUAUCGAAUGAAUAA